AUCAACACCCCUAGAAGUACAACAACUGAAUUUCAUUGAGAUCCCAGAUCUAGGAAGGCUCAAUAAUUUAAUACCUAUAUAUAGGAAACUAUGGGAGAGACAGCGGAUUCUAAGAAACAUGACGAUCAUAAAGAAAAAGAGAAGAAGCAUGAGAAAGAAGAGAAGCACGAGGGAGAAGAUCGUGAUAAGGAGGAUAAGGGAAAGAAAGAGAAGAAGCAGAAGAAAGACAAGGACUGUAAAGAUAAGGAGGAUAAGGAAGAUGGUGGAAAGGAGAAGAAGGAAAAGAACCAUGAAGGUAAGAAAAACCCUGAGAAAUUAAGGGCUGAGCUUCAAAAGAUAGAAUCCAAGAUACAGGCAUUAACCCAAAAGAAAGAAGAACUUUUAAAACUCCUCGAUGAAGUCGAGAAAGCUGCUGUGAAACCAAGUGGUUGAGCCUGGCAAACCUCCUUACUCUCUUUAGGUGGCAGUUGCUGCAUGAAAUGCAAGGGCUUCAAAUUUAGGAACUGUGUGCAUAUGAUACAUUUGACAAUAACACUGUAUUUUCUGCUGGAACUUUGCUGUAAACAAAGAAAUCAACUCAUAAUCAU
This is a messenger RNA of Theobroma umbraticum, 587 nucleotides long. The record is from RefSeq and is a predicted model, not a curated record. Lineage: Eukaryota; Viridiplantae; Streptophyta; Magnoliopsida; Malvales; Malvaceae.